Messenger RNA from Menidia menidia (Atlantic silverside), 765 nucleotides. The record is from the annotation of a GenBank genome assembly. Lineage: Eukaryota; Metazoa; Chordata; Actinopteri; Atheriniformes; Atherinopsidae.
AUGGAAAGCCGAGAUUUCGCCCCUCCGCACCACCUCCUGACGGAGCGGGGCGCCCUGGUGCACGGGGCCGGGUCUCGGAUGUCGCCGGCCGGCCACGGCUCUGUGCAGCACCCCGCUCACUUCCAGCCCGGGAAGUACUACUCAUCCCACCUCGCCAUGGGUCCGCACUCAGUAGCACAGGUGUGCAGCAUUAUGGAGGGCGUGGUGGAGCUUGUCAUUGAACAGUCCAUAACCCAGCUCUUAAAUUCGUCUGCAAGCGCGUGCAGCCGGGAAUACGCGUCCAUUCAUCCCAUUCCUGCCACCUACCAUCUCUCCUGGAAGUUUGUGGCCUUUGAUGGCCACGGCAGUAACAAUGACACACACCCCGUCAAACCUCCCUCCACGCGCACACCUUCGCGUACAAGCAUUAGGAGAGAGAAUGACGUAUCUGUGAGCGCGCGAGUGUGGACCCCCGAGUGCGCGCUCGUGGAAUGUGAGAUCCUGAGAUGUUUGGCUAUUGCAGAUGUGGGAGAGAGAUAUGAGUCAGCAACGGAUGGGACCCAGUCAGGAACCCCCCCUGACCCCCCCUUUCUCCAACUAACCAGCUCCACCCAGGGUACAGGGGGCACAUCUUGGGUGCAGCAUGCAAGACGGCCCCCUGCCUGGAGGAGACAGCUGGCCGAGGCUGCGGCCAGCCGAGCUGAGACUGGAAGAAGAAGAGUAGGGGGUCAAGGCAAUUCCGUGUUUACGCUGCGUGACAGGAGGGGUGACAUCACGCAGACGUGA